Molecule: messenger RNA, 402 nt
Organism: Cetraspora pellucida
Lineage: Eukaryota; Fungi; Glomeromycota; Glomeromycetes; Diversisporales; Gigasporaceae
Source: the annotation of a GenBank genome assembly
AUGACUGAAAGUGAAAUUAUUACCGUUUUGGUGAGAUAUUCUACAACAAUGCUAGGGAAUAUCCUUGAGUGGGAUCUCAUCGAGGAAUUAAAAAUGAUCGGCUUCAAAAAAGUCGAUCGUUUUACAGGAGCUGGGCCCUCAAUCGUUCGAGAACUUAAAGGCGUAGUGUGUGAAGAAAAAGAAGGUACAAUUGGUAUAAUAGUGGCCCCCAAAUUUACUUUUACAAAUGAAGCGGUUGAUUUAGCUCAGGAGUCCAAAUAUAAUAUCAUCUUAACCGACACAACCCAUAUUUCUAAAAUUUUCCUUCAUCUCGCUCUUGAUUCUUUACAAAAUAGAUCUUUUGAAUUUUCCUUCUAUUACGACUUUGUUACUCAUCCUUUACCAUUAAUUUCGAAUAGAUAG